Molecule: messenger RNA, 2021 nt
Organism: Cuscuta campestris
Lineage: Eukaryota; Viridiplantae; Streptophyta; Magnoliopsida; Solanales; Convolvulaceae
Source: the annotation of a GenBank genome assembly
AGAGUCUUUGUGUGUGUGUGUUACAGAUUUGUAUAUUUUGUUUCCCGACAUCUGCGGUAAUUCCUCUGCAUGAUCACCCCGGGAUGACGGUAUUGAGCAAGGUUCUCUAUGGUUCCUUGCAUGUAAAAGCUUAUGAUUGGGUUGAGCCAGCUUGCAUCCGCAAAACUAGCAUAGCAGGUCAUGAUGAAGUGAGAUUAGCCAAGUUGGCUGUUGAUAGAGUUGUGACAGCACCAUCUGCACCAUCUGUUUUAUACCCCAAUGCUGGAGGGAAUCUGCAUUGUUUCACCGCUGUUACGCCUUGUGCCGUCCUUGACAUUCUUGCCCCUCCGUACAAUGAAGCCUCUGGGAGACGGUGUACCUACUACCAUGAUUACCCUUACUCCAGCUUCGCGGGUGCAGGAGAUAAAGAUCAUAUCGUGGAUGAAAAAGAAGACGAUUAUGCUUGGCUUACUGCAACUGAUACACCGGAUUAUCUGCAUAUGCGUUCAGGAAGGUAUAUGGGUCCAGCCAUUCGAACUUGGUAGAGCAUAGCAAGAUGAGCAAAUGUGAUCUGUUCCAACACUUUUGUACCAGGAAGCGUCCCAUCAAUUCGUAAAGUAAAAAAAUGAGGUUCGGGUUCUAUCACUUUCGUGUUUUAGAUUAGAUUUGGGUCUGCAUCAUUUGCAAGUUUGUUCACUAGUUCUUGUUCAAACUCCAACUGGUAUUAGUCGGAGUCUUGUGAAAAUUGGAUCUGGUCAAAUAUCGAGAGGUCUUCUACGAAGCAAAAACGUAAGAAACUUACCCAGUUUGAUACCAAGUGUUUCACAGACAUGCACAAACAAACAAUGAUUUUCUAUACGUAAGAGACAAUGACUGUUUAUAUGUCUGUGAAACAUUGUCAAACUCUUGGUGUCAAACUUGUUGUGACAUUAGCACGACUCACUACGAAAUGGUUCAAACUAGUAAUAGUUCUUUUUUUUGUUCUGAAAAGUUAUAUGUAUUACAGACCAUCAGAUUUCUCGGGCCCCACUCAGAAAUCUGAUCGAUCGCAUCGGAAAAAGAAGAAGAAAAAAUAUACUCCGGAGUAUAAAAUACAAUGGUUCGGGUCAGCAAUGCCGUCAUCGGCAUCCUCAACUCCCUCGCCCUUCUCCUCGCGGUGGCGGCGAUCGGGGUGGCGGUGUGGAUCGAGUUCAACCCCGGCGCCACCCUGUGCCAGCGGGUCCUCCUGAGGCCGCUGGCCGUCCUCGGCAUCUCCCUCCUCGCCGUGUCCGUCCUCGGGCUGAUCGGCUCGUGCUUCCGCGUCUCGUUCGUGCUGUACGUGUACCUCACCGUCAUGUUCCUCCUCAUCCUCGGCGUCGCCGGGUUCUUGGUCUUCGCCGUCGUGGUCACGAAUAAGGGCGUGGGGUCCGCCCUCUCCGGGAAGGGGUAUAGGGGGGCCAGGCUCGGGGACUAUUCGCAUUGGCUGCAGAAGUAUGUGGUGAAUGCGGAGAAUUGGGACGAGAUUAAGAGCUGUUUGGUUGACGUCCAGUUUUGCCAGCAUCUCAACGACGAUCAGGUGAAAGCCGUCGAUUUUUACAAACACGGCCUCUCUGCCACUCAGUCUGGUUGUUGCAAGCCACCAAUCUACUGCGGGUUCGUGUUCGAGAACGCGACGAGCUGGAGGAUGCCGAAGGGGGGGCCCGCGGUGCCAGACGAGGACUGCAAGAAGUGGAGCAACGACCAGACCCAGCUGUGCUUCAACUGCGACUCGUGCAAGACAAUGGUGCUGGAGAACAUCCGGAAGGAGUGGAAGAACCUGGCCAUCCUCAACUUCUUCAUCCUCGUCUUCGUUGUCUUCGUCUACUCCGUCGGGUGCUGUGCUCUGAGGAACAACAAAAGUCGAGGAUACAACAAGUAUAGAGGCUACCCAUGAAUUAUUGAAUUUUAAUUUAUAUAUGGACGUGACAAUGCUGGUAUAUAUAUAUAUAUGUGUGUGUGUGUUUAUGAAUUGCUUGAUUCAUUUGAAUUGUGGUUUGUUAUGUUAAUAUAUGGCUUAACUGAUC